GCGACAGUCGAAGACCAACGAAGGUGCUGUCACUCCCACAUCUACCGCGCUCGUCGAGAAUGUCUGCCGCGGCGAAGAAGGCGCAUCCACCGACGCCGCCAUUGAUGCGGGAAAAAUCAACAAGGACGAAGAGGCUGGAGGCGUUCCAUCGCCUCGAGCACGAAGGGUUUGCCUACCUCGGCGACAACACGUUCAUCCACCACGGGUAUCGUCUCCAUUAUUCCGUCAAGGAAUGCGUAGUGUCCCUGUUUGAAAUGCACAACGAGACACUGAAUGUGUGGACGCACAUGAUCGGGUCGCUCAUCUUUGUAUCGCUCCUGGUACUGUUGUACACACAGUUCGACAAAGCCGUGCAUCCCCAUCACGAAGUCGAAUCGCCGCACCACGUCCACCUUGCCAACUUGCCAUACCUGUCCCAUGGACACCACACCCUUCGACUCUUCGUGGCGCAUUCCAUCAUGGAUUCUUCCGAACGUGCGCUCGUCCAAACGUUGUCGUUGCAUGGCCCGCCGCGACAGUUCCUUGAAAUCGCGAGUGUUCUCUUCAACACAACACUGUCCGACCUCGUCCAAGACUCGGCUGACUCCAUCAAUGGUGAAUUCCAUUUGCUCAAGCAAGACCUCGUACAACUCCAAGAUCGGCUCCUGGCGCUGGCAGACCACGCGUGGUUGAAUCGUCACGUGUUCAGCCACUUGGAAUCCCUCCAGAACAACGUUCGCGCGCGGCUGACGGCUCUUCAGCAGUCCCAUCACCAAGACAACAUCCGCCACGGCGUCCAAGCGAUCACCGACGUCCUUAAUGUCCUCCGCUUCGAUCUGGACCACAAAGUGCCGGUUUGGCCCGUGUCCAUCUUCGUCGGGAGUGCCAUCAUUUGCCUGACCUGCUCGGCGAUCUUCCACUUGCUCUACGUCGUGAGCCAUCCCGUGUACGCCGUGCUGUCGCGCCUGGACUACGCUGGCAUCUCGAUCUUGAUCUCUGGCUCGUUCUUUCCCGUCCAGUACUACGGGUUCUACUGUGACGCCGGCCUUCGUUGGUUUUACCUCGGCACGACCAUGGUCCUCGCUUCGAUGACGUUUGCAAUGGCCAUGAUGCCGUUCUUUGCCAAGGAGAAGUUCCUCGUUCUCCGCACUUGCACGUUCAUCUCGUUCGGCCUCUUUGGCGCGGUGCCCGUCGUCCACAUGGCGUUCAUUGACGGCUUUUUCCACGAGCAAGUGCAGGUGAUUCUGGCUCCGAUGCUGUGGGAAGGCUUGUUUUACAUUGGCGGCGCCAUGAUCUACAUGAGUCGCGUCCCCGAGCGCUUAUACCCCGGCCGAUUCGACACACUGUUUGGGUCCCAUCAAAUCUGGCACGUCUGCGUCGUGGCCGCCGCCCUCGUCCAUUUUCACAUGGUCACGACCCACUUUGAGUGGCGAUGGAACCACCAGUGCCACGUCGACAUGUUGGCCUCGUAGGGGCAUCGUUUCGCUGCCGCAUCGUGCACCCCUCGUCUGGCGAGCCCUGUUGAUGUCGUCGAGCUUCUCAAUGUAAACUAUUGUAUUGUAAAAUCGUCUCUAUGGACCUAUCCCUA
Molecule: messenger RNA, 1567 nt
Organism: Aphanomyces invadans
Lineage: Eukaryota; Oomycota; Saprolegniomycetes; Saprolegniales; Verrucalvaceae
Exons: 1
Coding region: 60-1451 (463 amino acids)
Cellular component (GO): membrane
Molecular function (GO): signaling receptor activity
Source: RefSeq, a predicted model, not a curated record